CCCGUGUGCAGAUGGCGGGUGUCGCAGCCGCGUCCUUCUUCUCGAACGCGUGUCGUUUCGGUGGCUGCGGGCUGCACUUCGACUCUCUGUCCGAACUCAUCGCUCACAUCGAGGACAACCACAUCGAAGACUUCGCCACCGAGCGAUCCAGCAGCCGUCUCUCAGCUUGCCACCCAGCUCAUCGGAGAGCUCGCUGCGGCGUUACAAGGUCUGCGAGGCAACGCUGCGGCUCCGAACCCUCCGGCACCGGCGCCCCUUCCGCCGGCCGAUCCAAUCACGACUCCAGCUGUCACCAGCCUGCGGCCCACGUUUCCGGAAAAGUUUAACGGAGAUCCUGUAAAAUGCGGAGGUUUCUUAAUGCAGUGCAGUGCCAGCUCUUUGUGGUGCAACAACCGUCCCUAUAUCCGACCGCCGCUAGCCGCGUAGCGUUUGUGUGCACGCUCCUCACCGGGAAAGCGCUGGAGUGGGCCACGGCGGUUUGGCGAGAGGAUGGCUCCGCCUUCCCCACGUUUGAACACUUCCUCUCCCAAUUCCGCGCUGUCUUCGAGCACUCCGCCACGGGCGAAAGCGCAGAGGAGCGUUUGUUGGCCGUAUCUCAGGGCGAUCGUCCCGCCGCUGAGUACGCGCUGACAUUCCGUACGCUCGCCGCCGAGACAGGUUGGGAGGAGCGACCCCUGACGGUGAUCUACCGCAAAGGGCUGUAUCCAGAUCUACAAGCCGAGCUCACCUGCCGUGAUGAAGGGAGAGAUUUGAUGGAGUUCAUUGACCUGUCCAUCUGCAUUGACAAUUUGAUGCGGACACGUCGACCUCCUACGCACGCCAUCCAAGACGUCCACGAGACCCUUCGCACAGCCCGACCGGCGGAUCCCGAGCCGAUGCAGCUCGAAGCCACGCACCUCAUGCCUGAGGAGGAAGCAAAACGCUUCCGCUUCCAACUCUGCCUCUAUUGCGGAGAAGCCGGACACAGACUGGCCGCCUGCCCCAACAAGCCGCCCGGCAGACAGAACACAUCGUGGAGGCGGUAGACGGCAGGCCGCUCGGUGAGGGCCACAUCACUCACAUCUCCAGGAGUCUCUGGCUGCAGGUGGGCCCUCACCACCAAGAAUACCUGCCUUUCCACAUCAUCCGCUCCCCGGGUCACAUCCUCAUCCUA
This is a messenger RNA of Tachysurus fulvidraco (yellow catfish), 1153 nucleotides long. It is a transcript of the gene jazf1a, whose product is annotated as JAZF zinc finger 1a. Bases 342 to 1025 code for a protein of 227 amino acids. The record is from RefSeq and is a predicted model, not a curated record. Gene Ontology annotation, cellular component: nucleus. Gene Ontology annotation, molecular function: zinc ion binding; nucleic acid binding. The transcript is spliced from 3 exons. Lineage: Eukaryota; Metazoa; Chordata; Actinopteri; Siluriformes; Bagridae.